AAACCACAAACAAAAGCAAACAGUUUUUCUAGCCAAAAGUUUUGUGUCACAUUCCGGAUUAAUUUAAGCUGUUUGUGUUCGGUUUUUAAUGUUAACUGCGUUUGUAACAUGUUAAUCAUCCGAGUGAAAUUCAUGUGCUAGUGUGUCCCGAAUGAAAUGAACGAAUCCAGCAGUGCCAACGAAUCGGCGGCGAGCACAUCCCGUGGAUUCCUGAACGCGACCAGCUACUCGCUGAACGACGACAGCGAACUGCUCGGCGAUGAAAGUGUCCUGCAGCUACUGGAUAAGCCAUUCUCCCAGCUGGUCGAUGGGAUGCAGCUGCGGAAGAACGAUAGGUAUGCGGGGUUUGAUAAUAACGCCGGUGACAGUUGGAUCUAUCCGACGAACUACCCGGUCCGGAAGUACCAGUACUCGAUCGUGCAGGCGGCUCUGUUUCGGAACACGCUGGUGGUGCUGCCGACGGGAUUGGGGAAAACGUUUAUCGCAGCGGUGGUGAUGUAUAAUAUUUAUCGGUGGUAUCCGACGGGGAAGGUGAUAUUCAUGGCCCCGACCCGGCCGCUGGUCAACCAGCAGAUUGAAGCAUGCUAUAAGGUGAUGGGGAUUCCGAAGGAGGACACGGCGGAGAUGACGGGGAAGCAGCAGCGGAAGAAUCGGACCGGGUUGUGGCAGAGCAAGCGGGUGUUCUACGUGACGCCGCAGGUGGUUCUGGCGGAUAUAAAUUCGCCGGAGCAGAAUUUUCCGACGGACGAGGUGAAGUUGGUGGUCGUGGAUGAGGCUCACAAGGCGAAAGGUCGCUACGCCUACACGGAGGUGAUCAAGGCGAUCGCCGCGACUAACAGGAAUUUCCGGGUGCUGGCAUUGUCGGCGACUCCGGGUCGGACCCUGGAGGACGUGGCGGAAGUGGUCAGGAAUCUCCUCAUUUCGCACAUCGAAGUUCGGUGGGAGAAUUCCAUCGACGUUUCGCCGUACAGUUUUAAGAAGAACAUCCGAACGGUUUUGAUUCCGUUGGGUCCGAAGCUUUCCCGGAUAAGGGAGCAGUACAUGGAGAUUCUGGAUCCGUACGUGCGGCGGUUGCAGGAGGAGAAUGUGAUUUCGGGGCACGCACGGUCUUUGAGCCGCGGUUGGUUGAUCAUGGAGCAAAAGCGGUUCCGGGAGGCCAAUCUGAUCCAACGGCAUCCGAACUACUCGGCGAUCAAUUCGGACUUGAUCACGUGUGUGAGCAUGUACCACGCGUUGGAACUGCUGGUCCGGCAUGGGAUCCGGGCGUUCUUGAACUUCUUCGAGGACGAGAGCAAUCGGACAGUGGAAAAGUACUUUGUGGCGAAGGAUGCCCGGUUGAAGGCUUUCCUGGACGAUCUGCGGGAGGAGUACGGGAGGAAUCCGUUUGCGAUAUUGGCGGGGGCUGGUGGCGGAGAGGUCGGGGUGGGGCAGCCGCCGGCGAAGGUGGAGAAGGACGAGGGAAUCGACUUUGGACAUCCCAAGUUUGCUAUCUUGGAGAGGCAUUUGAAGUCGCACUUUCAGAACAACCCGGACUCGAAGGUGAUCAUCUUCUGCGAGUACCGCGAUUCGGUCGCGAUGAUUCACCGUCUUCUUUUGCGCAACCGUCCGCUGAUCAAGCCGAAGUGCAUCGUUGGCCAGGGCGGCACCGGUGGAGGUCUCCGAGCCGUUACGCAAAAAGAGCAGAUCGCCGCCAUGAAGGACUUCCGGUCGGGGGCGUGUAACACCCUGAUCGCGACCUGCGUGGCCGAAGAGGGCAUCGAUGUGGGCGAGGUGGAUCUGAUCGUGUGCUUCGACAUCACCAAGAAUCCGACGCGGUUUGUGCAGCGGAUCGGACGAACCGGGCGGCAACGCGUCGGAAGUGUGCUCAUGUUGGUGACUGAGGGCAAAGAGCACGACACGCUGAAGGAAGUGCUGGCCUUGAAGGAUAAGACCAAUCAGAAGCUGUCUAGAAGUCGGGAGAUUCUGACGAUUUUGUACAGACAGUCGCCUCGGCUGAUCCCCACCGAGUUUGACCCGAAGUGUGUGAAGACCUUUAUUAAGAUUCCGGAGGAGGCCGAAGAACCGGAGAGGAAAGUUAAGAAGGGCCGAAAGAGGAAGAACAAUGAGAAUCAGGGAGGGGAUGCGGUGGGAGAUGAGCAGCCGGAGACGAGGAAAAAGCGGAAGAAGGUUGAGGCACCGAGAGGGACCCAAGAUGUACGGAACUUCUUUCGGAAGGUCGAUACGGAUCUUGACGCCACGGAGCGUGAAAUCUUCGCAAGUCCGGAGAAGGAUGUCUCGAUCAAUUCGGUGGAUACGUCGCGAGGGAGUUUCCGUGUGCCGCAGGAUGCAUCGUUGAGGCUGGGGAAGACCGAUCAGGAGCAGGAACUGGAGAAGAUCAUUAAGCCACUUCUGCGUCACAAAGCUAGGAUUGACAGGGAGCAGUUUCUCCGGGAUCGUAACGAGCUUUGUAUUCAAGAAGAAAAGAUUUCCAAGUCCAUCCUUUGUACAAGUCCUCUGAAGAAACUCUUCCUGGAAGCAAACCUUGGAUACCUGAAGGAGGCUAUCGAGAAAAGUGAAGUUUUGCAUGCAGUCGUUGGCGAUGAAGAGGACGAUGACCUAAUUGUGUUGGAUGAUCGAGGUGACUGCCUCAAGUCGGAGAUCAGGACCAUCGAAAAUCUUUUUGGUGGACGAACUCUGCUCAAGGAUCGAGUCUCGGAUAUUGAAGACUACAGCGCAGCUAUUAACCGGCUACGAUCGCCGGAAAAUAAAGGAAAAGUCGAUCAACCGGAAAUUUCGGAAGAUCAGGUAACGCAGUUCAACGAGAUCUUCGCCAGGUUCUCCACUCAUUACCUCGAAACCAACGUUUCGCAUCACCGCCUCAGCCCUGAACCUCCCAAUUCUCCUCUGUAUCCUGAAGUGCCAUAUGAUCCCACCACUUCAAACCUCUUCGACUCGCAACUCUUCCUCCCACCGCUCCCAGAACCAGAAGAAUCCCGCUACCAACCGAACCCGGCAGAUCUUCCCGAACCGCCGCCACCUCCGGACGACGAAACCCCAGUGAACCGCCACAAAGCCAAGUCCCGAACCGCACACCUCAUCAAGAGCGAGAACCCAGCGAGAACUCCCGCCGACUACAACAACAGUCCCCUGUUGAGGGCGUUCAACCGCUCGAUCCAGAAAGCGAAGAACUCCGACUACGCCUCGCCGUUAACCAGCCGACCCAAGGCACUGAACUUCCGCAUGGUGCUGGAAUACUUCGGGUUGGACGAUCUGGACCAGGUGUUCGAGGAACCGACGGAAAACCCGCCGCCUGCAGAACCCUCAGGACGGAAAUUCCUAGAUCGCUUGCAGACGGUUGCAGAAGACGAAGAACCUGCGGCGGUUGAGACUUCCCUGACGCAGCAGAUCGCCGAGUUGAGCAAAAGUCUUUUCGACCCUAAAGACCUGGAGAUGCAAGCGCAGGAGGCCGCCUUCCUGGCCGGGGACUUCGAUCGUACGGUUGAAGGUUCUCCGGUGAUCACUGCGAGCGAAGAAAAUAGGGAUCUUGCCAGGAAGGAGCUCGAAGCUCUUGAGGCGGACUUCCUGGACGCUGACUUCUCUGCCGCUGAGCGCGUCAAGAGUUCAUCAACGAAAACUCAGAUCCCGAUCGAGGACUUUCUCCGGGAAAACUUCCCGGAUGAGAAAACUCAGGCAGUGCCGUGUUCGGCCACUUCCGUCAGGAGCGUUCCCAGUAGUGACCUGUUUCCGCUGAGCGCGGCAAGCAGCCGGAAGAAGAAGGAGCUCGACCUGGACAUCUCGGGUUGUUUGGAGGAUCUGGUGGGCGACUCCGGCGGAAGCGAAGAAGUUGUCCCGAACUCGCAAGAACCUCCGCCAGCGCCACCACCACCGUCUAAAAGCCAAGCCCGGCAAUCUCAGAAAAAGAAUCUGGUUGUCGGCACCCUGGAGGAUCUUCUGGCGGACAGCGAUGACGACCUGUUCAAGAACAGCUGCCCAUCGAAGAAAUCCGCCGACAAUUCGGACAGUACCGUUGACUACGAUCUGAGGGACGCCCUCGCGAGUGCCACUUCCCAGAAAGAGAACAUUCCGAUCGGCCAGCUGCCUAGUACGCCCACCUCCCGGCGAAAAUCGGACAGCAAACCUCAGGAAUCGCCCCAGGUCGUGGAGCGAUCGCCGUCUCUCCUACGCAAGAAGUUGAACUUCACGCGACUUCGGCUUAGCCGAACGAACAACACUGGAACGCUGGAAGUGAACUCGGCACCGGUGGUUCGAGCUCCGGACUCCUCCGCUUCCAACCACCACCAGUCACCGUUCUUCGCCUCCUGCCGGCCAGGAGGUGAUCGAGAGGAGCAGGGCUCCCGUUCUAGCAGUUUCCGACAAGAACUGGAACGGAAGUUUGGAUUCCAGCAACAGAUUCAGCAGCAAGACGAUCACUUGGAGGGAUCUCAGCCCGAAAUGUCAAUGAUCGUGCCCAGAAGCAAACGAAAAGCGUUCGUCGUUAGUUCCGAAUCGGAGGGAGAGGGCGCUGGCGCCGGCCAUGAUCGGAAGCCGGUGGAAAGUGACGAAGACGACGACGGAGAUGUCUUCCAGACGGCAAGAUCGAACGUGAAAUCCUCGUCGGAGACGAUGAGACCACCUCCGACAAUCUUCCGACGACCGGAACGCCGAAAGACUCCUCCGAAGUGGCAGCAACCGAGCAAGCGACGGAAACGGAACCAGCGUCCGGACUUUUUCCUGAGUCAAGCUGCGGUGUCUGACGAUGAUGACGGUGAUGAGGAUGAAGAGGACGAAGCUGACGACGACGCAUUGUCCCAGUUUGUGGACGAUUCCAUCAUCCACCACGGACCGGUGGAGGAGGACGAUCCGGAUGCGAUGCGGGCCAAGUACUUGCAGUCGGUUAGGAGUCCCAUCCGCCGACCGGGAGGUUUCAAAAUCCCCGCCGCCCCGUCCCGGUUCGUCAACACGUUGGACAUCUACUCGCAACCGCCGGAUCGCCAUCACCAUCAACAAUCGAUGUACGAGAUGAAUUCCUUCCUGGUGUCCGAAGGGGAAGAAGACCUCGAAGGAUCGGAAGAGGAGGAAGACGAGCACGAAUUCCCGUUGUCACAAUCCCGCAGCCGCAGCACCCCGGAGGAACUGGACGAACUGGAACAGGCCGAAGCCAUUCUGCGGGAACGGCGUCGGGCCCGGCGACUGCAGAAGCACCUACCCAAAGCCAAACGACGGCGGAGGAAAAUCAUGGAUGGAGGUGGUGACGGAUCCAGCAGUUCCGACGACGAAGGCGAAGAACUGAGGGCAUUCCGGCGGGAGAUUCACUCGAUGCCGUCCGAUUAGAACUAGCGCUGGAAGACUUGUGUGAGUACAAAAUUGUGCUGUGAGAUUGUGUUAUGCUGGGAAAGAGAUGUUUUAAAAACGAA
Aedes albopictus (Asian tiger mosquito) is the source of this 5393-nucleotide messenger RNA. RefSeq lists its product as uncharacterized. Gene Ontology annotation, biological process: interstrand cross-link repair; double-strand break repair via synthesis-dependent strand annealing. The record is from RefSeq and is a predicted model, not a curated record. Gene Ontology annotation, molecular function: 3'-5' DNA helicase activity; ATP binding; four-way junction DNA binding. The transcript has 4 exons. NCBI's taxonomy places the organism in Eukaryota, Metazoa, Arthropoda, Insecta, Diptera, Culicidae. Bases 157 to 5310 code for a protein of 1717 amino acids.